AUGCGCGAGCUCCUCGUUCGAAAGCUUGCCCGACAGCUUGCACUAACCAGCGGUUUGAAAUAUCCAACAGAACCGCCACCACAGGCAGGCUACGGCCAGUAUCCUCCGCCACAAGGCCAGUAUCCUCCGCCGCAAGGCCAAUACCCCCCUCAACAAGGCCAUUAUCCUCCACCCCAGCAGGGAGGAUACUAUCAACAGCCGCCUCCGCCUCCGCCAGGCCAUUAUCCUCCUCCUCACCAGCAAUCCUACGGUCAACAGCCGCCGCCGCCGCAGCACUUCAAUGCUCCUCCGCCCGCACCUUCGCCAUACGGCCAUCACUCGCCUGCGCCGCCCCAGGGCCAGUACGGCGCUCCCUACGGCGCUCCCCCUCCCCAGCAAUAUGGCCAUUCCGUGCCAGCAACGCCGCCGUCGAAGGGAUAUGGCGCGCCCCAGAUCAUUCAAUGGGAUGCCAAUCCCGAUGCGCAGGCAUUGCGGGCUGCGAUGAAGGGCUUUGGCACGGAUGAAAAGGCCUUGAUACGAAUUUUGUCCACCAAGGACCCACUGCAGAUCGAUCUUAUUCGGACGACAUUUGACCGCACUUUCAAACGAAGUCUCAUUGACGACAUCAAGAGCGAGACAAGUCGGUAUUUUGAAGACGGGCUGGUGCAGCUAGCCUACGGCCCUCUGCUGGCCGAUGUCCACAACCUGAGAGAUGCUAUGAAAGGCAUCGGAACCAAGGAAUCAGUCCUCAACGACGUCCUUCUUAGCAGAUCCAAUGCUGAUAUCAAGGCCAUCAAGGGCGCAUACCGUCAGCAGUUUGGCAGGUCCCUGGAGCAAGAUGUCAAGGGUGAUCUGAGCAUGAAGACUGAAAGGCACUUCCUCAUGGUGCUUGCGGCCAACAGAGCCGAAGAUGCUGAGCCAGUGGAUCCCCGAAAAGUCGACGAUGCCGUGAUGCAUAUUUAUCAGGCGACGGAAGGCAGGAUGGGCACGGACGAAAUUCUUGUUUGUCAAAUCUUGACCAGCCACAACGAUAACCAAAUCCGUGCCAUUGCCCACACCUAUAAGCAAAAGUUCAACCGUGACUUGGCCAAGGUUAUUGACUCUGAAUUCUCUGGGCACAUGAGGGAUGCACUCCUCUUCCAGCUGGGCCACGCCGUCGACAAGUAUAUGCACGCUGCUGAACUGUUGGAAGAGACCAUGCGCGGCGCGGGAACCAAAGACUUUUUACUUGUUCUUCGCGUAGUCCGGCUUCACUGGGAUCACACUAUGCUAUCCAACGCCAAGGCUGCAUAUCAACAACGCUACCGCCGAAGCCUGGCCAGUCGUAUCGACGGAGAGGUAUCUGGGGAUUACAAGAGAUUGAUGCUGGCGUGCAUCGGCGAGUGGCGUUGA
Molecule: messenger RNA, 1371 nt
Organism: Metarhizium brunneum ARSEF 3297
Lineage: Eukaryota; Fungi; Ascomycota; Sordariomycetes; Hypocreales; Clavicipitaceae
Gene: ANXA7
Product: Annexin A7
Cellular component (GO): cytoplasm
Molecular function (GO): calcium ion binding; calcium-dependent phospholipid binding
Source: RefSeq, a predicted model, not a curated record